This is a messenger RNA of Aspergillus affinis, 1074 nucleotides long. RefSeq names its product proteasome inhibitor PI31 family protein. The transcript has 2 exons. The coding region runs from base 1 to 1074 and encodes 357 amino acids. Gene Ontology annotation, biological process: proteasome-mediated ubiquitin-dependent protein catabolic process. Lineage: Eukaryota; Fungi; Ascomycota; Eurotiomycetes; Eurotiales; Aspergillaceae. The record is from RefSeq and is a predicted model, not a curated record. Gene Ontology annotation, molecular function: proteasome binding; endopeptidase inhibitor activity.
AUGGCUACAAACGCCGAUGUUCUUCGUCCUGACAACGUGCUGUCACUUGCAGGAAGCGCUUUGCAGGGAGACGGCACUGCAGAAUCUAGUCUGAAGUCGGCUACCGAGGCCGUUGCUCUCAUCGGCCAUGCUUCCAUGGUCGCCGUCGGUUUCAAGCUGGUAGGGUUAGGAGAGGAACAUUCGAUUGCCAGCUCCUCGGACAGCCCCUCUUUGCCAUCGGAAUGGAACCUGAACGAUACCUUAGCUUUUCGAUACUCUCACCCACAAUCCUCCAUGCACUACCUACUCAAAGUGAAUCGACUGGGGAGUAAUGCCGUUAUUCUAGCGCUGGCGCUUGGCGAUGACAGAACUACGUCGUUCGACGUCGCCGCCAAGGAUUUCAUCUCCCCGUCCUCCCUCCCGAUCACGUCGAGCGCCGAUCUCACCUCCGACCGUCUACGCGACGUCUUCAUCUCGUCCUCACGCUUGACCGAUCUAAUCUCUUUGUUCAAGAUCAACGUUAUCCAGAGACUCGCACCCGGGGUGUACAAGGAAGGGUACGAACCUUCCGACAACCUGGCCUUGCAGGAACCACGGGGAGAAAGACCGCCACCGCGAAACCCUUUAGCAGAUGACCCGCUUCCUCAACCCGCUCGUCCGUAUCCUUUCGAUGAUCCCUUGGCGGCCGCUCCGCGCCGGCCGGUUCCCCCUGGUGACUUCGCCCCUCCCGGCUUCGAAGACGAGUUUGAGAUCCAGCGGCCUCCACGGGGCUAUCACCCUGGAUUCGGCGGGAGGAACCCGUUGAAUAUUGGCGAUCGGGAUCUAUACCCCCCUGGACUCGGUCCUCAUGACCCUCUGCGGGGUGGCAUUGGUCCGGGCUUAGGGGGUGGAGGUGGAGGUGGCAUGCACCCUACAUUCGACGAUCCGUUAUUUGGCGGUGGUGGACAAGGCCGAGGAUAUAACCCCCAAGCACCCCCCGGAGCUAGAUACGAUCCGGUCGGACCGGGAGGCGCGCCGUUUGGACGAGGGCGCGGGCCUUUUGGUGGAAGCGGCGCCGGCGGAGGGUUUGGCGGAUUUGGCGGUGACAUCAUUUAG